AUCGUCCGGCUUCGAUGAAACCCAGAAACAUGUUCCCGAGAAAAACCACCUGGACUUGGGCUGGCACUCGGCAGCCUUGUCACCCUGCUUCCUAGAACCUGUUCAACAAUUUUCUUUUGCAUAUAUAUUUGCGCUUAUGUUUGCUUUCUUCACAAACCCAUUUCGGAAGAUUGAGCUCUGAGAGAGAGAGUUUGUGAUUGGCAAUGGAGGGAAUAAGGAAGGGGUUCGUGUUUGAAGAUUUGCUGCCGGUGAUGGCGGAGAAGAUGGGAGGAGAGGGGCUGAUGAGGGAGCUCUGCAAUGGGUUCCAGCUGCUGAUGGAUGGGGAGAAGGGGGUGAUCACGGCGGAGAGCCUGAAGAGGAACGCGGCGCUGCUGGGGUUGCAGGGUCUCGGCGACGACGACGAGCUCGCACAAAGCAUGGUCAGAGAAGGCGAUUUCGACGGCGACGGAGCUCUUAACCAGCUGGAGUUCUGCGCUCUCAUGUUCAGAUUGAGUCCGGAGUUGAUGGCUGCGUCGGAGAGAUACCUGGAAGAGGCUCUUCUUAACGAUUUCAUUUGAUUUGAUCCAACAGUACUGAUGUGUGAUGGUGAUGACUUUUUUUUUUUUUUUUUUUCGAAACGUUCUUUGGAGAUUUGAUUUGAACUAAUUUGUGAAUGCAUUAAAAAGGGUAUUACAGUUAAUUAGGGUGAUUGUAAAAAGAAAAAGAAGAAAGAUUAUUGUAGGAGAAAUGAAGUUGAUGGUUGGUUCAUGACCAAAUUAAUAAAAAAGUAGAGGGAAGUUUAUGAGAACUCUCAUUGUUUGU
Messenger RNA from Malania oleifera, 801 nucleotides. RefSeq names its product calcium-binding protein KRP1-like. The coding region runs from base 204 to 557 and encodes 117 amino acids. Gene Ontology annotation, molecular function: calcium ion binding. The transcript has a single exon. The record is from RefSeq and is a predicted model, not a curated record. NCBI's taxonomy places the organism in Eukaryota, Viridiplantae, Streptophyta, Magnoliopsida, Santalales, Ximeniaceae.